Messenger RNA from Pocillopora meandrina, 6006 nucleotides. The record is from the annotation of a GenBank genome assembly. NCBI's taxonomy places the organism in Eukaryota, Metazoa, Cnidaria, Anthozoa, Scleractinia, Pocilloporidae.
AUGGCUGCGGCAAGAAGGCAUGUUGAUGAAGGAGAUUUGAACUUUGUUUUUAAGCGCCUUGGGGAGCGAGGAAAUGAAGCUGAGUUAGUCAAAAAGAGAAAUGAUCACGUCACUGGGCCAACCUUGGAGCGACUAACGGAAUUCUUCAUGGAAUGUACCGAGAAUCAAGUCAUAGCCCGACCCUAUGGGAGUGUAGCUGAAGAUUUGAUGUGUCUCUCACCCGAUGAUUAUGGGAAUACGGACAUCAUGGUGUUCCCAAGCUCUGAGGCCUUUUUGAUUCACGAAGAAGUGGUCGAUCAUUCACUGGAAAGUCCACUGCAUGUGAGAAUCAGAGCCGGCGAUCAUCCCGUAUUGCAGUCGUGCCUUGUAGAAGGUACAGAAUACCUGGCCACUUUAGCACUAAAGAACUUCCAUCCUGCAAUUUAUGGGAGCAAAGCGUGUGAAUUAAUGCAUCAUUUUACAUGUUGCUUGCGAAUAUUCUCCAAGGAUGAUCUCAAACACUCUCUUCAAAUUGUUGCGAAUUGGAAGAACGAGAAAACCAGCCCAGCUUUUACCACUGAUUGUAUGGAAUCGUCUGAUACUCUCCACCAACAAUUGCAAAACAUGACGGAGUCAAAGCGGCUGCAUAGUUUGAACAGCGCUGAGUGGGAAUGGUUCCUCGGUGCGAUAUGCAGGGCAAGGGGAGUCGAAUAUACGAGAGAGCACGCCGCAGUUAUGGACGACUUUCUACAGUAUAUGAGUGAGUUACAGGAGUCCCUGACCAAACGUGGCCCUGAUGAUAUUUACGAAGGCUUUCCAGCUUACCUACAUGAAAUGAUGUCGAGCGAUGUAGUUCAAAACUUCAAAGCCCGAGUGAAAGCUAUUGAAAGCCGAUCACCAAACGAAAGCGUAAGUCAGGCGGAAGUGAUAUAUUCUGAUGUUUCAAGCGUCACGCCACGUAAGGCAGUUGAAGGCGGAAGUAAAACAGAAACUGACGAUUAUGGAAAUAAUGUCAUGCUAUCAAACAACAACCAUCCUCAGACGCUUCAAAUUCAAGACUUAGAGUCCACUUCCUCCCAUGCCAUGGAGUACGUAAGAUGUCCAAACGACCUUCAGCCUGAAAAACCAACUAAGGGAGAAGAUCCGACUAACCUGACAAGACACAUGGCAAAAAAAGAUAGCGAGCAGGUUCGAGAUGAAACCCAAAUGAAACAGGAGACCACAAUUGAAAAUGAAAAAGACGACCAGACAGGGGAAAGCGAAGAAAGAUUCGAUUUCAAGCCACUUUUGUACCAUUUAUUCGAGAAAGAAGCAGAAGUCAAAGAGCCGUCUGAAAAUGACACAGCCUAUUUAAAAAAAAAGACAGGAAUUGAUCUUGUGCCCGCCCUGAAAUCCCGAGGAUGGCCGAAGUCUGCACGAGAUUGGCUCGAAAGAGAGCGGAAAUGGCCUUCCGUCGAAAUGGUGACUAAGAUCAUUGACGAAGGCUACCACCUGGUUGUCAAAUCUCCAAAGUACAGUGAAAUUCCCGAGUGCGACUUCAGAAUCUCAUUUUCUCAUGCAGAGUACCUGCUAAGCCAAGAGAUGAAUGAAAUCCAACGCGAGUGUUACCGUUGUUUGAAGAAAUUAUACCGUGCUUAUCUUUCCAGUCCAGCAGGUUUGGUGUCAUUCCAUCUCAAGAACCUCUUUUUGCAAACAAUAGAGGAGACUGGUGCCGAGAUGUGGAUCGAGGACAAAAGAGCCGAAUGUAUGAUAAAGCUCCUCGAGAACCUGCUAAAAGCUUUGAAAGACAAAGACUUGCGACAUUUCUUCGUGAGAUCCUACAAUCUCUUUGGUGUUGAUUACAUUGUCAAACCCGAAACUCUUGCAUCUUUGGCCGAGAAGGUGGAGAAGAUUAUGGAAAAUCCGUUAGAAUUUUCCCAAGCGUUGAUCCAGCAGAGUGAAGAAAAAAAGAAAAUUCAAAAGGAGACAUUCGAAAAAGAGAGCAAGCAAGGGGUGCCUUCAACAUCAGGACAUGGAAGAGCAGCUGAACCAAGGGGCAGCAAUGAAAACCUAGCAAACAUGGAAAUAAUGAAAGACGCUGUGUUGCACAACUCCCGACUGAGUGGCAACCUACUUCCCAAACAUCGAUACCAUGACUUGCAAGACCUUUACCUCCAAGUCGGCACAGAGUUAGUGGAAAAAGCUUUAAAUGGAGAUGAAAUUCAUGAUCCUCUUGAAAGAUCCCUGGUGAAAGAUCUUAAAGAAAUGAUACAAAGCCAUGAUUUUCAGACUGAACAUUUCCUUCAAAUGUUGAGAAACGGCUGGUCUAAUGCUUAUUUCAGGAUCUGCCUCAGUACCGAGCUGGAAAUGAGGCGCCGAAUGCUUGAUGCAAUUCGCGGUGAUGUCGAAACGUGGAAGUACCUUUUGAGGCAGGAAGACCUGGCGUCAGGGAACGAAGAAGCCAUAGCCAACCGAAUGCUGGAUCCAUCCAAUGAGGAUCGUUUUGACCUAAGCAACAUAGUUCCAGCUGGUGGAUUUGUACAGUACCUGCGCAUGUUCCUCAAUGGUGUUGCCCACAGGCCACCUCAACCAGCGCAGGCGCAGGCGUCUCAAGAUGUGGAUGAUAUACCUUUAGACUGAAUUGAACUAUUAACCGAGGGAUAUAAACUACUUCUCUUUUAGGGUUACUCCCUUUAAUUGACUGCCUAAGGAAAAAUGGGCUGGAGUUUCUUUCAUGAUGCGAUGUACCCACUCACGAGACAAAACAAGUAGGCAUUUUUCUUUAUGACAAGAUUUUUUUUCGCUUUUUAACUGACCAUGAACUAUUUUAUGAUUUUUUCAAAUGUUUCUUCGACAACUGUUGCAAAGUAUUUCCAAGCGGCGCCCAAUACCGGUUGCAUGGUUUUCGCGUUUGUUACAUAUUUCAAGCAUGUAUGCGUUUUUGCCUUGGGAACUCUUCGUAUGUGCCUCAAUGGGUUCUACGUUUUUUUCCUGUUUUGAAGGACUUUGGUUGCCUAAAUCUGCCUUUAUUUGACUAAAAAGCAACCUAUAUAAUGCUCUCGAUAGUUUUCCUAGACACCAGUCCCGAGUCCAUUCCAGUGUUCAUUCUAAUAUUUCCAGCUGGCCUCUCAAUACAGGCUGCAAAUUGGACACUGAAUGCUAUUAAAAGGGGAAAGCCGAAAAGCUCAAAGAGUUUGGUAUUGAUAACGUGAAAACCGACUUCAAAUAUGGCCAAAUUCACCAAACCAAAGUUUUUGACGUCCUCGUCUCCAGCCCCUACCCCGCCACUCUUUUCCCUUAUUUUGGAUAAAAAAGAGGUUGGCCUGGGUAAGAGAAUCACUCGCCUUUCGAAAUUGAAACUCCUUUGGACCUGAUUGAAUUGUUUUUACGUGCCUUUCGCUUUCGUUUCGGGUAAUAAUGGCUGUGUCGAGACAUUGUGUCGACGAAGAGGAACUGAACCUCGUGUUUAAGUGUCUUGGGGAGCGAGGAAGAGAAGCAGAGUUAGUUAAAGAGUACGACGAAAAAUGUCUCAGCUUUCUUUUAGCGAAGCUUACGGAGGCCUCGACUAAAUUUACCGAAAAAAAACUUGUAGUCCGACCCUAUGGCAGUGCAGCGGAAGAUUUGAAGUGCUUAUCGCCAGAAAAUUAUGGAGAUAUAGACAUUAUGGUAUUCCCAACCACAGACAGCUUGAUCAUUCACGAAGACAUGCUCGAAUAUUUACCAGAAAACCCCCUCUAUGUAAGGAUCAGAGCAAGCGACCAUUCCGUGUUUCAGUCGUGCCUUGUAGAAGGUACAGAAUACCUGGCCACUUCAGCGCUGAAGAACUUCGAUCCUGCGAUUUAUGGGAGCAAAUCGUCCGAAUGGUUCGAUUAUUUGAAAUAUAGCUCAAACAUAGUCUCCUCCGAUGAUCGUUCGCCCUCUCUUCAGUUCGUCUACGGUUGGAAGAACAACGAAGUAGGCCCGGCGUUUACGAUUGAUUCCAAGCAGUGGUUUGGAACGACCCUCCAACAACUGCAAAACAUGACUAAGUCAAAGAGGGGGUGUAGCUGUGAAUUGGCUGAUUGGGAAGGGCUGGCUAGUUCGAUUUUCAAUGCAAAUGGAAUUGAUUACACACGAGAACACGCUUCUGUUAUUGAAGAUUUACUUCGCUGUGUGGGUGAAUCACAGGCUUCACUGAUUGAAAGUGGCCCAGAUGGAUUUAUCCGUGGACUACCCAUCCUCUUUCAAGAAUUUAUAUCAAGCGAUGAGAUGCAAAGCUUCAUAACCCGAGUCAAAGCUAUUGAAAGUCGAAAACAAAACGAAAGUGAAAGUCGGGCGGAAGCGAUCUGUCACGAGGAGACCGGUGUCACGCAACAAAAGCGUCACACUAACGAAGUUGAAAGAAGUUCAGAACCUGCCAAUUUUGGCCCCAGUCUAACGGCACGAAAUCGUAGCGACGCUCAGACGCCUGGCAAUCAAGACUUGGAGUCCACCUCUUCUGAUGAGAUUGACAAUACACGAAUCCCAGACGAGUCAGUGACUGAACAACAAAACGACAGGGAAGGUGCGCGAGAAACAAUCGAAAACACCUCAAAACAAGAUGGCGGAGCGGUUCAAAAGGAAUCCAUACCAGAAUUGAAGAACUCCGGUGAAAAAGAAGGACCGACCUCAAAAGGUGCAGCAGGAAGUGACAAAGCCAAACAUGAGGUGGAAUCUGGAGAAAGAGAGAAAUUUCAUCUCAAACGAUGGCUCAACCAUUUGAUUGGGGAAGAAAGUGGAAACAAGGAGCAUCGUAUCGAAGAGAAAGACUCUAUCACACGUAAGAGGGGAAUUGAUCUCGUGCCUGCUUUAAGAUCCCGAGGAUGGCCGAAGGCUUCACGAGACUGGCUCGAAAGAGAGCGGAAAUGGCCUUCCGUCGAAUUGGUGACUAAGAUCAAAGACGAAGGAUACCACCUAGUUGUCAAAUCUCCAAGGUACAGUGAAAUUCCCGAGAGCGACUUCAGAAUCUCAUUUUCUCAUGCAGAGUACCUGCUAAGCCAAGAGAUCAACGACAUCCAACGCGAGUGUUACCGUUGUCUGAAGAAAUUGCACCGUGCCUAUCUUUCCAGUCCAGCAGGUUUGGUGUCGUUCCACCUCAAGAAUCUCUUUUUGCAAACAAUAGAGGAGACUGGUGCCGACAUGUGGACCGAGGACAAAAGAACCGAGUGUAUGAUGAAGCUCCUCGAAAACCUGCUAAAAGCUUUAAAAGACAAAGACUUGCGACAUUUCUUCGCGAGAUCAUACAAUCUCUUUGGUGUUGAUUACUUUGAGAAUCCCGAAAAUCUGGCAUCUCUGGCCGAGGUGGUGAAGAAUAUCAUGGAAAGUCCGGUUGAGUUUUGCAAAGCACUGAUCCAGAAAAAUGAAGAUGAUACGAAGCAACUUAAAAAGAAUGAACCACAACAAGACAGCGGGCGAGCGGUACCUGGAAGAGCAACUGAACCAGGAAGCGUCAAUGACAACCAAGGAAACAAAGAAAUUACGACAGAUACUGUGUUGCACAGCCCUAAACAAUGUAGCAACCUACUUCCAAAUUAUAGAUCCCAUGACAUGCAAGAUAUGUACCUCCAAGUCGCCAAAGAGUUGGUGGAAACAGCUUUAAACGGAAAUGAAAUUCAUGAUCCUCUUGAAAGAUCCCUGGUAAAAGAUUUCAAAGAAAUGAUACAAAGCCAUAAUCUUCAGACUGAGCAUUUCCUUCAAAUGUUGAGAAGCGGCUGGUCCAAUGCUUAUUCCAGGAUCUGCCUCCGUACCGAGCUGGAAAUGAGGCGCCGAAUGCUUGAUGCAAUCCGCGGUGAUGUCGAAACGUGGAAGUACUGUUUGAGGCAGGACGACUUAGCGUCAGGGAAUGAAGAAGCCAUAGCCAACCGAAUGCUGGAUCCAUCCAAUGAGGAUCGUUUUGACUUAAGCAACAUAGUUCCAGCUGGUGGCCUUGCACAGUACCUGCGCAUGUUCCUCAAUGGUCUUGACAACAGGCCACCUCAACCAGCGCAAGUGCAGACGAUCCAGGCUGUGGAUGAUAUACCUUUAGACUGA